Impatiens glandulifera is the source of this 1034-nucleotide messenger RNA. RefSeq lists its product as uncharacterized. The transcript has 3 exons. The record is from RefSeq and is a predicted model, not a curated record. Lineage: Eukaryota; Viridiplantae; Streptophyta; Magnoliopsida; Ericales; Balsaminaceae. The coding region runs from base 114 to 614 and encodes 166 amino acids.
CUAUAAGCUGGAAUGGAUAGGACCGGACAGUAAAAGGCGGUGUCUUGGUUUUCGAUCUUCCUUCUCUUCUCUCUCGUACCCAUUCUCUCUCUUUCUCUCUGCUUGUUAUUUUCAUGGCGCGUCUCCUUCCAAGAGUACUAUCCUCCCUUACUCUAUGUCCUUGUGCAUCCAGCCCUUCUUCUUUCGCGGUUCCUUUUCUUUUAUCUCAUCGCCUCACGACCCAUAGAAGCCGAUCCAAUCGAUCUGAGAAAGCCCAAUUGGUCGAGGUAGACCUAGAGUCUGAUGGAGAUGUCGAGGCAAUGGAUAUGCGUAGGCUUGAUGAUGUUAUCCAUGGAAUUAUCGUCAAACGGGCGGCACCCGACUGGCUCCCAUUCAUGCCAGGCUAUUCCUACUGGGUCCCUCCCAUUCAUCGCCCUUCUGGUAUUGUUGAAAUUAUCAGGAGACUGACGAAUCCCCUCACUGACGACGAGUCCAUGUCUCUCAGCUCCUCACGAGGUUGGCCUUCCUCCACUUACUUCAUUGAAGCUAGUACUCCAACACAUCCUGUUUUGGAGGUUGAUGUGGAAGUGAAUGUUCAGGAAGUUGCAUCUAAGCAUACUGAUGAAGAAGAUUAAGAUGUAUGUCUACUGAAAUUGUUUCUAGGUUUGCAGACAGCUUCAUCUUGUAGAUACUUCAAAUAUGCGGAAAGAGCUUCUCAAGCACAGAAAUGCCUUUUGUACAGUAAGAUAGAUGACAUGAAUCUGAUGGCUAUGUGUUUCACAUGCUGACAUGAACACUUUUGCUCUUUGUCGGUUGAACAAUAUAAAACUGGAAUUUGUCUUUCGACAACAAAAUUUGGUUGGUUUUCAUUUUCAUGAGAUCGAUUUGAACACUGUUUGUUUUUCUUGAUAAUAAGCCAGGCUAGGUGUAGUUUGUAAAAGUUUUUAAUCGCUCUAGCAUAUCCUUCUUUCUUGAUAGCGUUGAACUAUUGGAUAUGUUGUAUUAUUAUUUAUUCCUUUUGCUUCUUUCUUAUUAAUAAAGACAGAUUUCCAGUU